Gymnogyps californianus (California condor) is the source of this 996-nucleotide messenger RNA. It is a transcript of the gene VCF1, whose product is annotated as family with sequence similarity 104 member A. Bases 97 to 588 code for a protein of 163 amino acids. The record is from RefSeq and is a predicted model, not a curated record. The transcript has 5 exons. NCBI's taxonomy places the organism in Eukaryota, Metazoa, Chordata, Aves, Accipitriformes, Cathartidae.
UGGGCGGCGGGCCGCGCCGGGCCAGGCCGCACCGCACCGUACCGUAGCCUCUCGCCUUGCUCCGUCCCGCCUCGCUAGAGCUCAGCCCAGCCCGCCAUGAGCUGCCGGCAGCCGCUGCCGAGCGAGCGGGGAGCGAGACAGAGGAAGAGAAGACGGAAUGGCAAUGAAGAUGACAGUCAUGUUCCCCAGACAAAACGUAGUACCAGGAAUACUGUCCUUCAGGACUCUUGGGACACUGAGUCCAAAUGCGUAACAGAAUGUGCACCACAGCCUGGGGAAAUGAAGGUGGCUGUAAUGAAAAACAGUAAGGAACGCAGACUAAAAGGAAACAAAGUGUCCUGUGCGUCCUCCAGCAGCGAUAGCGGCAGCAGCAGCAGCAGCUGUAGUAGCAGUAGCAUCAACAGCCCUGACAGAGCGUGCGGUGCAGAAACCAGCCUAAACCCGAUAAUUGCAGGAUCCAGUCCUGUCUCUUCUCAGUCCUUCCACGAGCAGUCUGCACUAAGCCAAGGUCCUUACUUCCACAUCAACCAGAUCCUGAAGGAGGCACACUUUCACAGCUUACAGAGCCGGGGACGCCUUCCUACAUGAUGAACCAGCAGUUCCCUGCCUUCUGUGAAGGGACAGCACUGUGUAGAUUUGAUAUUUCAACUUAAAAGUUUGUUAAAAUGGAAUUGCACAAAAUGCCUGUUUGCCUUUUCAGUCUAUAUUUGAAAUAACAGGUUAACAGGAAAUUGUUUACUUGUGGUUUGCUGCACUAUUGCAAUGCAAAAGGGGCUUUGAAGCAAUUUUUAUAGGAUUCUUUUUGGGGUGGUUAUAAGUACGUGUCAAGAGGAGACUGAGGAAUCCACAUCUGUGUUAUAGGAUUGCAAAAUGUCCAAUUCCAAUCGACUGCCUAAUCUGUUUGUUAGCAAUUUGUUGCUUUAUGUAAAGUUCUCUCAAACGUUCAUCUUCAGUUUUAUAAGUCUUUUUUAAUUUCAAUAAACUAGUAAAAAAUUU